Messenger RNA from Pseudogymnoascus destructans, 639 nucleotides. RefSeq lists its product as uncharacterized. Gene Ontology annotation, molecular function: U6 snRNA binding. Gene Ontology annotation, biological process: mRNA splicing, via spliceosome; P-body assembly; spliceosomal snRNP assembly. Gene Ontology annotation, cellular component: U6 snRNP; spliceosomal tri-snRNP complex; P-body. The record is from RefSeq and is a predicted model, not a curated record. Bases 43 to 417 code for a protein of 124 amino acids. The transcript is spliced from 4 exons. NCBI's taxonomy places the organism in Eukaryota, Fungi, Ascomycota, Leotiomycetes, Thelebolales, Thelebolaceae.
UCAUCUCUUCACCACAGUGAAGCUAUCCACAACAGGCCAACCAUGCUUCCAUUGGGCCUCCUCACUGCCGCCCAAGGGCAUCCCAUGCUCGUGGAACUUAAGAAUGGAGAGACGCUGAACGGCCAUCUCGUGUCAUGCGAUACCUGGAUGAACCUCACCCUGAAGGAGGUGGUGCAGACCAGCCCUGAAGGCGACAAGUUCUUCAGACUGGCAGAAGUGUAUGUUAAGGGAAACAAUAUCAAAUACCUCCGCGUACCAGACGAGAUUAUAGAUUUGGUUAAGGAUCAACAACAAGGACAACACGGCAGUGGCUACAGGGGAGGACGCGGAGGAUCAAAAGGAGACCGCGGCGGAAGGGGAGAUAGGGGACGUGGAGGCAGAGGUGGAGGAGGUGGCAGAGGGAGGAGAGGGCAAUGAAAUAUUGCUUGACGAUACCCGGAGCGGGAGACCUCGCCAGCGAAAUUGAGGGCUGAUGCCAGACUACAUUGGAAGACGCAUAGCUUGGCUGGAGUCCGUCAGGAUUCAACGGCGCCACCACAAGUGGCUGGGCAGGAAUGAGAAAAAUGCCCAGCUAUGGCAUAAGUUGGAGCUGUAUAAUCAUCAUAUAGAAUCCACGGAGCAGUAAUUGAACAAUCUGCC